This is a messenger RNA of Knipowitschia caucasica, 1503 nucleotides long. The record is from the annotation of a GenBank genome assembly. Lineage: Eukaryota; Metazoa; Chordata; Actinopteri; Gobiiformes; Gobiidae.
AUGAGGGACGGAGCGGAGAGGAGCAGCGGGGGGAGCAGGCUGCUGUGGCCGCUGCUCGGGGCUUGUCUCUGGGCUUCAGUGGUCGCCUACAAACCGGUGGUGAUCGUCCACGGGUUGUUUGAUAGUUCUGGAGAUUUUAAGAAUUUACAACGAUUUAUCAACGAGUCUCAUCCUGGGACCAACGUGACGGUGAUCGACCUGUUCGACCGCAGUGCGAGUCUUGAACCCAUGUGGACACAGGUGGAAGGGUUCAAAGCUGCCGUUUAUCCCAUCAUGCAAAACGCUGCAGACGGAGUGCACUUCAUCUGCUACUCUCAAGGAGGUCUCGUCUGUCGCGGGAUUCUGUCCACGUUGCCAGAUCACAACGUCCGCUCCUUCAUCUCGCUGUCGUCUCCGCAGGCCGGACAAUACGGAGACACAGAUUACCUGAAGUACCUGUUCCCACAGUUUGUAAAGUCCAACCUGUUCCACGUCUGCUACACCGGCUUCGGACAGAGGAUCUCCAUCUGUAACUACUGGAACGACCCGCAUCACCGAGACCUGUACGUGAACAGCAGCGACUACCUGGCUCUGCUCAACGGAGAGAAGCCGAGUCCCAACGCCACAGAGUGGAAAAAGAACUUCCUGAAGAUUAAGAAGCUGGUGCUGAUUGGAGGACCAGACGAUGGGGUCAUCACUCCCUGGCAGUCCAGUCAGUUUGGUUUCUUCGACGACAACGAGACGGUUGUGGAGAUGCAGGACCAAGGCGUGUUUUUGAGAGACGUGUUUGGGCUGAAGACCCUCGGCGCCCGCGGAGACCUGGUCGUGUGUUCUGUGCCCGGAGUGGAGCACGUCUGGUGGCAUUCCAACGAGACGGUUUUCCACAACUGCAUCGAGAAAACGGCAGACACAAUGACUGACUGGGAGACCGCUCCAGCAGUGGCUGAAUCUCCGGAGAUCAAACUCUUCGGGAAGUGGAGCACAGAUGAUGUUCAGAUAAAUGACAUCUCUCUCCAGGAUUACAUUGCUGUGAAAGAGAAGUAUGCCAAAUACCUGCCCCACUCUGGAGGCCGUUACGCCGCGAAGCGUUUCAGGAAGGCCCAGUGUCCGAUCGUGGAGCGCCUCACCAACUCCAUGAUGAUGCACGGACGCAACAACGGCAAGAAGCUGAUGACCGUCCGCAUCGUCAAACACGCCUUCGAGAUCAUCCACCUGCUCACGGGAGAGAACCCGCUGCAGGUUUUGGUGAACGCAAUCAUCAACAGUGGGCCCCGUGAAGACUCCACUCGUAUCGGUCGCGCUGGAACCGUGAGGAGGCAGGCCGUGGACGUGUCGCCACUCCGCAGAGUCAACCAGGCCAUCUGGCUUCUGUGCACCGGAGCGAGAGAAGCUGCUUUCAGGAACAUCAAGACCAUCGCUGAGUGCCUGGCCGACGAGCUGAUCAAUGCAGCCAAAGGUUCUUCCAACUCCUACGCCAUCAAGAAGAAAGACGAGUUGGAGAGAGUCGCCAAGUCCAACCGUUAA